CGACCAGGAGCAGGAGCAGCCGCCGCCCGCCUCCGCGCUGACGCGCCGCCGAGCGCUCGUGCCGCCCAAGCUCAUCACCGACUCCGUCGACGACCGCCGCCUGUCCGCGGGUUCAGACAACUCUCAGCGAACUCGCCGCAGCUCCAUCGUGGUCAUCCCCCCAAUGCAGAUCUGCCCAGGCGAUCUCCUGGUGUACAGCAAAGUACUCACCAAUCGUAACAAUCUCUUGGAUAUUGAUGGUUCAACGACAAGUCUUGCUGUAUCUGACACAGGCACUGAUAGUAAGAGAAGACCGUGGUCAAUGAAUAUUCCACAGUCCUGGCUGCUUCACGGAUCAGCUGAGGAUAUCAGUCGGCCCGAAUUUCCAAGCGGAUCUUUGCGAAGACAAAAGCGUAUACGCUACCGAUCGGCGACGACACUUGAUGGGGUGAACUCCAGAAAAGGAAAGAACACAUGGUCACUUUUAAGAUUAUUCGAGCGAUCUAGCCGAGGCAAGUCCGGAAGCAUCUGCGGGCUGGAAGAGGUUCUGAACUGCCUGCAGCGGAUAGAUUUCGAUGACGAGCAACUGUCACGGUUCCGCGGAAUGUGCUGGAGCGAGUUCGUGCAGUACUGCGAGAAGAAGGAGAAGCGCGCGCAGAGUGAGCGCUGCUUCGAGCGCCGGCUGAUGGGAGCGCGCGCCGUCUGGAAGGGGCUGGACCGCUCCCUGCCGCUCAAGCCCAGCCCGCUGGUGUCCACGCUCAGCGAGAAAGACCUGCUGGUGUCGCCCGUGUCCACAACCAGCCGUAUCGAGAGCAAACGACGCGAGGCCCUGUGGGACCUCUUCCAGAGCGAGUGCGCCUUUCUCUACGACCACCUCAUGGUUCUCAAAAACGUGUUCAUGGAACCACUUAAGAAGAUACAAGUUGAGGGAUUUGCUAUGUUUGCUGAACCUGAGCUCCUGUUUGGGAAUUUAGACGAGCUAUGCUGUGUAACGUACGCAUUCUGUAAGGAGUUCAUAAGCUUGAUGUUGGAAAACGUUGGACCUAAUGGUGACCUGCCUGUUACCGACGUCUUGGUCAAGUUAUUUCAAAAGAGUUCGCAGGCUGAUUCAGUCUCACAAGCAUACCACUGUUAUGCACUGAAUUACAUCAAUGCUCUAAAUUAUCUAGAGACCCUAAGAAGGCAUGUGGAAUUCUGCGAGUUCGAAAAGUGGUGCAACAGGGAUCCGAGAUGCAAGAAGCUGCAGCUAACAGAUUUGCUAGUGGCUCCAGUACAGCACAUAAUGAAAGUUCCACUUAUCCUAAAGGAAGUAGAAACGAGGACUGAAGAACCAGCAGAGAGAGAACUGAUAGCUCAAAUUCUAGAAGUUGAGGAAAACUCCAUCAGGGAGCUAGAUGACAAGAUGAAAUGGUUGAAAAAUUUUGAAAGACUUUUGGAAAUACAGAGAAACAUAGUGUGGCCAUCAGUUUUUGAGCUGGACUCUAAAGUCUAUGUUCCAGAAUUUCUGAAACCUGCACUUAUGAAGCAACCAUGUGACAGAAUUAUUGUUAGCCCUAGAAGGCAAAUCAUUAUCGAAGGUCCAUUGCAAGUUUGGGAUACAGGAAAGCCACAGGAGAUGUACGUCGUCUUAUUUGAUGACAUGCUUUUGAUUACACGGAAGAAGAAAGGAUUAUCAAAAAAGAAAUCAUCCAUUUCUGAGAACUGGGCAAGUUCAUGCAGCCGUGGGUCACCCUCCAAUGAACCUGCAGUGCGCUACAUUGUGUACAAACAACCACUCUCACUAGAUCGCUUCUUCAUUCAUGACGUGACAACCCUGGAAAGCGCCAGUUGUCGCUUGGAAAAUGCAUUUGUUUUAGUGAGCUUGAACAGAUUUCAACAAGUUGUUACCAUUCACACAUUUCAAGCCCCAUCUGAUCAAGUAAAGCAAACGUGGCUGCUGAAGCUUAGAGACACCCAGGACAAGUGGAAACGGACACUUCAACAUACAGUCUUUCGUUCACCCCGUCUGUCCACCUGCAGUGCAAAGUCUUCCACCUGACUACCUUCUGAUAUUGGGUUGUCUUCAAGCAUGAUAUGAAACAUAAUGAAACGUUAUUUUUUGUAUAAUUCUUCUAGAUAAGUGUACUGAAUGUGAAAUAACUAUGUUAUGAAGAUAUCUAUUAUUUACAACAUAAUGAAGUACCAGGCAUGAAAAGAAAGUUGUUUUUACAGAAAGAAUAUAUUUUAUCUAAAAUUUAGGCAUAUAAUAUAUUUAAUUAAAAAUUAAUCACAU
Messenger RNA from Schistocerca serialis cubense, 2251 nucleotides. RefSeq names its product pleckstrin homology domain-containing family G member 7-like. The record is from RefSeq and is a predicted model, not a curated record. The coding region runs from base 164 to 2017 and encodes 617 amino acids. Lineage: Eukaryota; Metazoa; Arthropoda; Insecta; Orthoptera; Acrididae. Gene Ontology annotation, molecular function: guanyl-nucleotide exchange factor activity. Gene Ontology annotation, biological process: Rho protein signal transduction. The transcript is spliced from 14 exons.